Molecule: messenger RNA, 1111 nt
Organism: Penaeus monodon (black tiger shrimp)
Lineage: Eukaryota; Metazoa; Arthropoda; Malacostraca; Decapoda; Penaeidae
Source: RefSeq, a predicted model, not a curated record
CAGAGGUAGUCUUGUGCCUGCGUUUCUGUCGGAGGCGUCCGAAGGAACCGAUUCCGCCUCCUUCGAACUGACACUUUUGAAGAGAAAUAUAUUGAGAGCCGGCUGACGAUGGCUUCCCGUUUUUUCUGGUUCCUGGGUUCCCUGUUGGCGCUCCUCUUCUGCCACGGUGCCGCCAACACUGAUGACGUCCAGAUACUGCAAGAAAUGAAGGAAAAAGUGGAAGAAUAUUUCCCCGAAAGGAAUGGAGGAAGAAGGAAUCAGUUCGCUGUUCUGCAUCUACCAGGAAAGGACGUCCGAGACUGCCAUGAAAUACGAUUCAACAAUCCCACAGGAGUUGAUGGUCACUGUAAUUUUGCCUCGGUGUUUCACACAAUCUAUCACAGUGAGUGGCAGCUGAUCCACACGGCACUGGAGCCCAUGCUGGAAGAAUGGAAGGCAGGAAAUGCCAGGAUGAAAAGAGGGUACGGAACGAAAGGAGCUGAUAAUAAGAAAAAAGGAGGCCAAGCGAAGAGGCGUAACUCCGGAAACACCUAUAAAGGCCAACUGCCCCGAGGCACUCUAUCUCUACACCCGCCUCGCUCCGGACUAUGACUGUAGAAAGAGGUAUUCUGGCUACACGUGCACGCAGGCGAUUGUCACCACCAUCCCAGAAAUCCUCAAGAAUGGGGGUUGUGAAGCUACAAGGAUCGUCGUGGGAUUUUCUAAGGUAAAUAAGACAUACAAAAUAGAGGCAUGUGAAGGUUACCAGUGCAUGAAGGAAAACAACGUAGAAGAGUAUCAUCUGGAGGAAGAAAUGGAAGAUACCUGCAGAGGUGUGAUUUUUUUGAAGCCCACUAAUUGCACCUACAUAAUAAAUAGGGCCUUGCCGUGAGGGAGAACUCGCGUGGCAUUCCUGUGCUGCAACAAGAAGCUCAGUGGUCACAGCAAGGCAAGCGAUGCAAGAUGGAUUUUGCUCGGAAAGUGGACCCGGAAUGUGUCGGUCCGCAGGCUGUGUUGAUCAAGCUUGGGACUGGAUUUGAUCUUAUGGUUUCACUCAUAUUCUGUGCUGUUUCUUGCUGAAGAUAAAUUAAAGGUUGCUGAUUCUUUACUAGCAUUACAUUUAUAAUGAAAC